UCGAGCGUUACAGGAACUUGGAAUCGGUCCGCGUGAGUCAUCGCCGAUUGGGGUCCAAAAGACUCUGGAGGAAUUCGUCGAAAAAAGUCGGCAGUCCCAUAAAAUAAUAAAUUAAUCGAAAAGAUCAUAGACGUAAGAAGAGAUGAAUCGCGGAUUCCCCAAAAUCAGCGAGCGAUGGAAUGCGGAUCGUGACGUCAGUAGAAAUCUCGUAUAAAGCUUAUGAAAACACGAGAGUCGAACAUUAGAUUACUGUUGCUUGUGCAAGUUGUACUAAACGCGAAAAAAUGAACGGUUCAAGUAUGUUCUCGUUGUUGCUAAUUUUAAGUGCUAGUGCUAGUUACGUAUCGGCAUCGGCGAUACCGAUGUGGGAGUUACUCAGCAAGGCAGAAAAGUUGUCCUAUCUCUACUCGAUGUUUGCGUAUCAAGUGGAGGAAUUCUGCGAAUUUUCGGAAGCGGCAGAUUGUAGUCAGGACCUGCUGAAAUACGGGUUGGCCAAACUGAAAUCGAUGCCCGAGGAUAGUCUGGACACUAUGGAUCCGUACCAAAGAGGCGCCAGUAGUAUAAUUUGGAAUUCAAUCAUGGAAGGUCAUCGCGCAAACAAGCCGAAAGUUCAGACGACGACCGCCGCGCCGAACUUCGAGAACAAUCUCGACCUCUCCUUCGGCGACGAGCUGGGAAGUCAGGGACUGGCGUCCGCUAAAAUAGACAACGUCGUGCGCGUCCCGCCGCCCGCCGAUUUCAAGUACGAGACGCCCAAAUCGCAGUACGUCAUCAAAACGGGAACGCCCGAAUACAAAAUCAGACAGCCCGCGAAAAACGCGCUGCCCUUCGAGGACAUCCUCCACUCCACCGCCCUCAACGACGACAUAGACAACUUCAGCCCGAACACCCCACUGUCCGGACCCAUGGUGGUGCGCGUACGCCUCGACGGAACGCCCGUGGACGACACGUACCGCAAGGCGCCCCAAGACGAAGACCUAAAGCACCACAAGCUCUCCCAAAUCCUCCUCCCUUCGCUCUGAGCGAUCUCAAAGUAAUAUCGACUGUGCCAUUGUGGGCGAGCUUCCCUCCUUUAUAAGAAGUCGAACUCGUCCUGAUUUUGUGAUAUCACUAACCUAUUUAUUGUGAAUUAUGGUUAUUUAAGUGUGCCUGCUUUUAGAUCUAAGUAUUUAUAAACUGGAAUUUUAUUUAUGUUUUUUUUUUUUGUAAUAAAACUAUUAUGUCUA
Messenger RNA from Photinus pyralis (common eastern firefly), 1226 nucleotides. RefSeq names its product rhythmically expressed gene 5 protein (gene Reg-5). The record is from RefSeq and is a predicted model, not a curated record. Lineage: Eukaryota; Metazoa; Arthropoda; Insecta; Coleoptera; Lampyridae.